UUCAGUAAAACUAAACAAUAAUAAACACCUAGUUCUGUCGCCAGAAAAUUGACAAAUUGAAAGUGUUAAAAAUACACGUUCAUAUUCAAGCUUAAGCCUCGUCCCGGAUCUUAGUUUCGGUUUUGAUUUCGUUUUCAUUAUAAAUUCGGCUUGUUUUUCGUCUUCAACAAAUGUAAUUUUGCUCAAAACGUAAGAGAUGGGUCCGAAGAAGAAGGGAAAAAGUGGAAAAGGAAAAGGAAGUGGUCAUUCGAAGCAGCAAUCUCAACCGGCUGUAUCGCCCGGUAUUGAGGAGCCAGCUGCGACAGUAUCAAGACAAGAUGAAAGACCUACAACAAGUAAACCUGCAGCCAGAGCAGUACCUGGUGAAAGUGUUGCAGAACCACCUGCACCGAAAGGUGCUGAAAGGGUUAGCUUGGUGGAAAAACUACCAAUUCCCAGUGAGAGUGGACAGCCAUCGUCAAUGGCUCUUGCUACGGUAGCACAAUCGGAAACUACAAUGGAAUAUCUAUCAAGCGCUAUGAAAAGACUGGGUCUGGAAGUGACUUUCAGUGGUUCCAUGCAUAAUAGAUUCGCUAAACGACCAGGAAUUGGAGUUAAAGGUAGAAAGAUCAAUUUAAUAGCAAACUACUUUCCUAUAGAUAUACCAGAUGGAGAGAUAUACCAUUAUGACGUAGAUAUUCAAAAGCUUAUACCUGUAAGUGAUGCGGGUGAAAAACUGCCCAAACAUAAAAAGUAUAAAUGCCUGAAUACAAAACAAAACAGAAAUAUUGUAGAAGCAAUGAUUAAGCAGGUGCCAAUGUUUAAGAAUAUUCGGCCGGCAUUUGACGGAGAGAAAAAUUUCUAUACACGAAACUUGUUACCAUUUAAAGACCAAAAAGUGAUGACUGUGAAGGUUGCAGACGAAUUUAAUCCUGAUAAAGAUAUAAAUUACGAAAUAAAAAUACAACCUGUGAAUAGAAAAGAUACAAUGAGAAGAUCAGCAGAUAAUUCGAUUAAUUUAGAACCAUUACAUCAGUUGUUAGCUGGUAGAUGCAGUGAUAUAACGGAAGGUAUCAUUUUGGGAAUCAUGGCCAUAGAAACCGUACUAAGACACGGUCCUGCCUUACGAUUGGUGCCAGUAGGAAGAUCAUUCUUCACCAAACCACGUAUGGAGGAAGUUCCUCCGUUGAGUGAAGGAAGAGAAAUUUGGUUUGGUCAUCAUCAAAGUAUGCAGCUGACAAAAUGGAAGCCUAUGCUUAACAUAGAUAAAUCAGCUACGACAUUUUAUAAAGGUUGUUCCGUUAUCCAGUUUAUGUUCGAAGUAUUAAAUCUGGAUACUGAAAAUAUUGAAUCGUCUUUAAGACAGUUUAGAGGUCUGACCGAUGCCCAAAGGCGGACAGUAGCCAAAGAAAUAAAGACUUUGAAAGUUGAAGUAACCCAUUUGCCUUAUCCUCGAAAGUACAGAGUUCGAGAUAUAACAAGAGAAAGUGCAAAUAAUACAUUUUUUACGAGAAGAAUUAAUGACAAAGAUGUUAAGUGUUCCGUAUCUGAAUACUUUCGUACUGAAUAUAGAGCAUUAAGAAAUCCCAACUUACCUUGUUUAAAUGUGGGAAGUGAUAACAGAGCUGUUUAUUUACCAAUGGAAGUGUGCAAUAUCGUUGAAGGUCAACACUGCAGAAAGAAAUUAAAUGAAAAACAAACUGCUGAUAUGAUUCGCUACACGGCUCGUCCUCCUGCUGACAGAUUCAAUGAUAUAAGACAAUCAGUCAAUGCUUUGAUGCGAGAUUUCGAACCAUUCGCAAGAGAAUUUGGCGUUCGUGUAAGUCCCAACCCCGUGAAGUUUACGGGAAGAAUGUUGGAUCCUCCCCAAAUAACUUAUCAACAAGAGCAGAACAUCAGACCUCUCAACGGUAGCUGGGAUAUGAAAGGCAAGAGAUUUUAUACAGGAGUAACAAUUGAAAAAUGGGUGUUGCUGAGUUUCUCAAUGGCUCGAUUCUGCGACGAGAAUGCUCUGGACAACUUUGUGAAAAUGCUAUGUAAUGGUGGAAGAAGUGUAGGAGUACAAUUUGCACAACCUCUCCUUAUUAAGCGCUUCACACGUCGCGAUGGAAGACCUUCAGGUAUACUUAGACAAGCAAAGAAUAUUUAUCCAGAUUUGCAAUUAGCCAUAAUCGUGCUGCCAUCAGAAAGCAUCUAUUCAGAAGUUAAAACAGUUGCAGAAACAGAACUAGGACUUAUGACCCAAUGUAUAAAAGAUAUAAAUGCCACGGGAAGAAAAUGCAACCCACAACUAAUUUGUAAUUUAUGUCAAAAAAUUAAUGCCAAAAUGGGUGGAGUUAACAAUUCUCUGUCGCUUGCAGACAAGCCUGCAAUUUUGAAGAGACCUGUGAUUAUUGUAGGUGUCGACUGUACUCAUCCAGCUCCUGGUGACAAAAUAGGAUAUUCGAUAGCAGCAGUGGUGGGUAGCCUCGAUUCAUAUCCGAGCAAAUUCAAGGCCUCCGUUCGUGUUCAGCAUAAGAAACAGAAAGUAGAUCAGACAACAUUUGGACAGGAUAUAGUGAUCGAUCUGAAGGACAUGAUGAAAGAAAUUUUGCGUGAAUUUUACAAUCGAACGAAAGGAAAGAGACCGGAAAAAAUCAUAUUUUUUAGAGACGGUCUUAGCGAAGGAGAAUACAAAAAAGUUUUGGACUAUGAACUGAUUGAAAUUCGAAAAGCCUGUGAAGAAAUGGCUCGAGGGGAGAGAUACGAACCUCCAAUUACAUUUAUUGUAACUGGAAAACGUCAUCAUACACGUUUCGUUCCUGCAGAUCGAAAAGACGGUGUGGGAAGACCAGGAAACAUCCCACCCGGUACUACAGUGGAUACAGACGUAGUGCAUCCCGUUUUCUACGAUUUCUUUUUAUGCAGCCAUAUGGGGAUUCAAGGUACAAGCAGACCUGCCCACUAUACGGUUCUGUGGGACGACAAUAACUUCACAGCUGACGAGCUACAAGUGUUAACUUACUAUCUAUGCCACACUUAUGUCAGAUGUACCAGAAGUGUGUCCAUCCCGUGUCCAGUUAUGUAUGCGGACCUUGCCGCUUUUAGAGCAAAACAAUAUUUAAUAGCGAAAAUGGAAGGAACGUCAAGUUCCAGUAGUGAAGUAUCAGAACGGGAAGAAGUUAUUAUACAGGAAGGUAUUAAAGAGGCGAUUAAAGUAGUAGACAAUAUGCAAAAUCGAAUGUAUUUUGUUUAAAUUUAUACGUAAUAUUACUUACUAAUUGUUUAAAAAAAAUAGAAUUUUAAAACUAAUCACUGUACAAGGCUUGUUCAGUGCAAAUUGCCCUGUAGGAAAUCUUUACCUGUUAUGAAGUUGAUUGAAAUGUUAUAAUUGUGCCAUUAAAAUGAUUAAUUAAA
Messenger RNA from Centruroides sculpturatus (bark scorpion), 3375 nucleotides. Its product is annotated as protein argonaute-2-like. NCBI's taxonomy places the organism in Eukaryota, Metazoa, Arthropoda, Arachnida, Scorpiones, Buthidae. The record is from RefSeq and is a predicted model, not a curated record. The coding region runs from base 197 to 3214 and encodes 1005 amino acids. Gene Ontology annotation, molecular function: RNA binding; protein binding. The transcript has 4 exons.